Molecule: messenger RNA, 1225 nt
Organism: Cladocopium goreaui
Lineage: Eukaryota; Dinophyceae; Suessiales; Symbiodiniaceae
Source: the annotation of a GenBank genome assembly
UCUAGAACUAGCUCCCCAAACAUCUCACCAUCGACGCCAUGGCCGUAUAUGAUGUGAUCCUCUUCGGUGCCACUGGCUUCACCGGUGGCUUGAUGUUGAAGUACCUGGCCUCCAAAACCAGCGUGAAAUAUGCCAUCUGUGGCCGCAACAGGGGCAAGAUGGAGCAAGCCGUGGCAGAGCUCUCCCCCAAGCCGGAGAUUCUGGUGUUGGAUGUGGUGAGCGCUUCAUUGACAGAGGUGAAAGAGGUGGUCAAGCAGACCAAGUGCGUGUGCACCAGCGUUGGACCUUUUCAGGAAUACGGCGAAGCUCUGGUGCAGGCCUGCGCGGAACUAGGGGUGGACUAUACAGAUACCAGCGGCGAAAGCACCUUCAUGAGACAGAUGAUCGAGAAGUACGACGCCGUGGCGCGCCAGAGUGGGGCACGCAUUGCUGUGCAUUGCGGCCAGGACUGCGUGCCCUGGGACCUGAUGGUAUGGAAGUUGUGGCAGCUGAAUGGUAGCGAUCUGAUAGGAGUCAAACUCCUGGGCGAGAUGCGAGGUGUGCCCAGUGGAGGCACCUUGAGUACGGCAAUGCUGAGCAUGCGCACGAAGCCCAGCAAAGGAACUUUGGGCUUCGACCCUCUGUACCUGGCAGAUGGCAAGAAGUCGGAGUUUUUGACCCAGGUCGACCUGCCCAAAGGCAGCCGCUACUACGAGGAAGCGGGCCAGAAGGGUGGACCUUGGAUCAUGGGACCCGUGAUGGCCAACGCUGUGCGACGUACCAAUGCAGUUUUGAAGAUGGUGCCGGAUCUCAAAUACCACGAAGCUAUGCUUGAGAGCAGCGAUUUUGGAUUGUCGACUCUAUCCACCAUGGCUAUGGGCAUUGCUGUUUACCUGCCCUUCACGCAGAGCUUGUGGUACAAGAUGGGCGUCUUGCCCGAACCCGGCAGCGGUCCGAGUGCCGAAGAGAUGGAGAAAGGCUUCCUGACCCUCACGGGAUAUGCGGAGACCAAGAACAAAGAGGCCAAGAUGAAGGCUGUCAUGAAGUUCUACACAGAUCCUGGCUACAAGGACACGGCGCGCAUGUGCGUGGAAGCCGCUUUGGCCCUGGUGGAGCUGCCCAAGUCUCAAAAGGCGGGUGGCGUCUACUCCCCAGCCGCGGCCUGCGGGGAGGGCCUCUUCGACAGGCUGUUGGCGACGGGAACCACCUGGGAGGUCAUCGAGCUCUGAGACCGACAGAUUUGAGG